GCAACAGAGGCUAAGCUAAUUUGUUCAGGGCUUGGGACAAAUAAGUUUUAAGACUGUCCGAACUGAAAAUGUAAUGGCGACCGGUAAUAUUUCUCUUUUUUUUAAUGAUUGAUGUAUUACUUGAUGUCUAAAUUUUCAUUUUGGGGCGCCGCUGUUAUUUAAGCAAAGUCAGCGCACCUAAUAAGUUAACGUAAAAGCAUUCAAACGUCUAUGAGUCCACGUAACGUUAGGACUGAAUUUUUUUUUUUUUCACAGUGUGACUUAACUACCGGUUGAGUGGCGUUAAAGGCUUUAUUUCCAGUUUAUUCUUAGUGCGUGACAAUUAAAUCAGAGUUUGUUUUUAUUUUUGCAGACUUUAUUUAUCCCCGAUAAAUUGACUCAUAACAGAAGCUGUUAUGUUGAGUUCUGCCGUCAUGCGUUCAGCAGCCGGAGAUGGUCAGCUGAAGUUCAUCUUAAGUCAUUAUUAGAUAAACGCUGGAGCUUGGGUCAUGUCUGCGGAUCAGUCAUCGUCACUGGCCGGGACUCACGGCCUCCUACGCGGCCAGCGCACCCGGUCCUACGGCAGCCUGGUGACCUCUUCAUUAUCACCCGUUAGACAAAGACGAAUUGAACAUAAAGUCCAGCCCGGUGAGACUUUGCAAGGAAUAUCACUGAAAUAUGGCGUGUCUAUGGAGCAAAUCAAAAGGGCAAACAGACUGUACACAAAUGAUUCAAUAUUCCUGAAGGAGUCCCUCUUCAUCCCGGUGCUGACAGAGUCCGUGUCGUUCACAAAUGGAGUGGAAUUGACCGAGGGCGAGACAAGUCCAGCACAAAUACACACAGAGAUUUCUAAUGAGAUUCCCAAAAGCCAAACAGACUCUAGAUGUGAUCUGUCACCAGUGGAAUACCUGAAAAAGAUAGACAGCUUGAUCAGUCAGUCCAAACAAGCAGCUGUGAAGACCUGCCAGGAGGGAGAGAAACAGAUUUCAUCUAUGGAGCAACUCCGUCACAGCAAUCCGACGUCUGACAGAGCAUCCACCCAGCAGGCCAUUUUGGGAGCCGUUCCCGUUACAAUCACCAGACGGACCAGGAAUUUGAGGGAUAGGGAGGAUGAGAUCUUCCAGCUCUGAUGUAGGCAUUUAUUAGGACUCUUCUGACUGUGUUAUUUGCACAAAUUGAUUGUUUUUGAGGGCUCCCUCAUUGGGUUGCAUGCCUUUAAAAUGUGGAAACUGCUGGAGUGGCUUGCCAUAAUAAUUUUUUUUUAAUAAAAAUAUUACCAGCUUUAGGCUUGCACACAUAUUAGCACUGUAAAAGCACUGUAGCUUGAUGACUAAAAGUAAUAAUGUGAAUUAUACUUCUGAUUCUGCUUUUCACAUGAGCAUAGCCAAAGUAAUGACACCGUUUUGUGUGUGACAUAGACGACUGCACUUGAGCGGAAAAACUAAUUGGGAAUCUAUCUUGAAAAAAAGUAAUGCACUUGCAAACUGAUAUUGAUUUUAACACUACCUCACAAAUACUUGAUAGAAAUGCUUCAGUUUUAGGAAAUUGAAAGUAUAUGCUGUGGGAACGUGCCAUCUGACAUCUGUCAGUGCAUAA
Labeo rohita (rohu) is the source of this 1575-nucleotide messenger RNA. RefSeq names its product LysM, putative peptidoglycan-binding, domain containing 1 (gene lysmd1). The record is from RefSeq and is a predicted model, not a curated record. NCBI's taxonomy places the organism in Eukaryota, Metazoa, Chordata, Actinopteri, Cypriniformes, Cyprinidae. The coding region runs from base 489 to 1109 and encodes 206 amino acids. The transcript has 3 exons.